CGCCGCUACUCCGGCAACCUGACGAAGGAGCCGAUGAGAAGAAUUGGAGGAAGGUUCUUCUCUGUGAUCCUCGUGCGCUACCCGAGAAGUUCACCACGGUCUUUCUUUCCGUACAAAGAUGGCGGAUUUUCGUGGGAUGAUUCGGAACGUUUGCCUCAAUCGUGCUCGAGGACUAACAUUAGGUGGGUCUUCAGCAGCACCGGUCUUCCUCCUCCCGAGUGGAUAGAACCCUUCAAUGACGUCUCCGAUUUGGUGAAGACAACUCGUGAUCUCCAGAUCUCCCCAUGGGUAAGCCAAGUCAUCAACCUCCUCGAUGGUUCGACCACCAUGGAAUCCAAUCUAGAUGGUUUCUGCCGCAAGUUCCUUGUUAAGCUAUCGCCCAAUUUCGUUUCUUUCGUGUUGAAAUCGGAGGAGCUUCGGGAUAAAUCCGAUAUCGCUUGGAGGUUCUUUUAUUGGGCUGGUAGGCAGAAGAAGUAUGCGCACAAGCUCGAGUGUUAUGUCUCCUUGAUCGAUGUCUUGUCAUCUGCAAACCAUUUGGACAGGAUUAGGUCUGUCUGUGGUGAAAUUAGAAACCUGGAGAUUACAAUGACGGUAUCUGCCGCUAAUUCUCUGAUUAAGAGCUUUGGUGUUCUUGGGAUGGUGGAGGAGCUGCUGUGGGUGUGGCGUAGAAUGAAAGAGAAUGGGAUCGAACCCACUUUGUAUACUUACAAUUUUCUGGUUAAUGGACUCGUGAGCUCGAUGUUCAUGGAGUCUGCAGAGCGUGUCUUUGAGGUUAUGGACAGUGGCAGGAUCAGACCGGAUGUUGUCACUUACAACACGAUGAUCAAAGGGUACUGUCGGGCAGGGCAGACCAAGAAUGCUAUGGAGAAACUCAGAGCUAUGGAAACGAGUGGUCUGGAGCCAGAUAAGAUCACGUUUAUGACGAUGAUACAGGCUUGCUAUGCAGAUAAUGAUUUUGAUUCUUGUGUAGCCCUGUAUCAAGAAAUGGAUGAGAAGGGGCUUGAGAUUCCGCCUCAUGCUUACAGUUUAGUAAUUGGAGGGCUUUGCAAGGAGGGGAAAUUGAAUGAAGGAUUUGCUGUUUUCGAGAAUAUGAUUCGUAAGGGGGCUAAACCAAACGUGGCUAUAUACACAGCGCUGAUAGAUGCAUAUGCAAAAUGUGGAAGUAUUGAAGAUGCACUAAGGCUAUUCAGGAGAAUGAUGGAUGAAUGUCUUCAACCUGACGUGGUAACUUAUGGUGUUGUUGUCAAUGGUUUGUGUAAAAGUGGGAGAGUAGAUGAGGCUCUUGAGUAUUUCGAGUCUUGCCAGUGUAAUGGUUUGGCUGUCAACUCGAUGUUUUAUUCUAGCCUCAUUGAUGGGUUAGGAAAGGUCGGUAGAGUGGAUGAAGCGGAGAGGCUUUUUGAACAGAUGGCCGAAAAGAGAUGCACACGGGAUUCAUACUGUUAUAACGCUCUCAUUGACGCAUUUGCCAAGUCCGGGAGAGUUGAUGAAGCAUUAGCUCUGUUCAAGAGAAUGGAGCAAGAAGGAUGCGAUCAGACUGUGUAUACAUACACGAUACUAAUGGGCGGAAUGUUCCGGGAACACAGAAACGAAGAGGCGUUAAAGCUAUGGGACAUGAUGAUCGACAAAGGGAUUACCCCGACGGCUGCCUGCUUCAGGGUACUCUCGACAGGUCUUUGUCUGUCCGGAAAGGUGGCAAGGGCCUGCAAGAUUCUGGACGAGUUAGCUCCGAUGGGUAUUAUUCCCGAGGCAGCGUUUGAAGACAUGAUCAACACUCUGUGCAAAGCUGGUCGGAUAAAAGAGGCCUGCAAGCUGGCUGAUGGGGUCACUGAAAGGGGUAGAGAGAUUCCGGGAAAGAUCCGUACUUUGAUGAUCAAUGCUUUGCGGAAAUCGGGCAAAUCAGAUCUGGCGAUGAAGCUGAUGCACAGCAGGAUCGGCAUUGGCUAUGAACGGAUGGGGAGCGUGAAGAGGCGGGUAAAGUACAGGACUUUAGUUGAGUCUGACUUCUAAUAGUCACACUGGAUUUUGCAGGAUGCAUCUUAUUCAUUUAUCCGGAUCCGAAUAACGAAUAACGAAUUCGGAUUUGUGAUCUGAAUACAUCGUUGUUUUGUUAUUCAUACGGCCUCAUGAAUGUGGUGUUGGUACUGAGUCUUGUGAGAAACGAGUUGGAAGUGUGAAGGAACAGUAACAGAAGAUGCAAGUUGGAUUGUCUUCAGAAAGGGGCCUGUUUCGUAAUGGGCUUGGGCCCAAAUGUCUCAUGUUUGGGCUUUAUAGUUGGGCCUCAAUUAGCCUGCCCUUUGUAAUAACGUUUUAUGGGUUUUUUUUUAGAUAUUCUCUUUUCCUUUUUGCUUAUAUUUUCUUGUAAGAAGAUAAAAUGAGAGAAAUUUGUUUUGUUUUUCA
This is a messenger RNA of Tarenaya hassleriana, 2397 nucleotides long. RefSeq names its product pentatricopeptide repeat-containing protein At1g03560, mitochondrial. The transcript has a single exon. The coding region runs from base 34 to 2007 and encodes 657 amino acids. The record is from RefSeq and is a predicted model, not a curated record. Gene Ontology annotation, molecular function: protein binding. NCBI's taxonomy places the organism in Eukaryota, Viridiplantae, Streptophyta, Magnoliopsida, Brassicales, Cleomaceae.